This is a messenger RNA of Paramecium sonneborni, 371 nucleotides long. NCBI's taxonomy places the organism in Eukaryota, Ciliophora, Oligohymenophorea, Peniculida, Parameciidae. The record is from the annotation of a GenBank genome assembly.
AUGAUUGUUACUAAUUUAAUUGAUACGGCAUUCAAAUUACAGAAAUAUCAAAGAUCAGUAGAUAUUUAAUUAAUUAUUAGAGUUUAAAGUUUAAAUAAGACGUCUUUAUUAAAAAUUAUUUUGGGAAGCUUCUUUCGAUUGGUAUGUAUAUGGUGAUAGAAGAAUUCAAGUCAUUAAAGCUGUAAAUUAAGAAAUCUAACAAUCAAGCCAAAUUUCUGCUGCUUAAAUCACUCACCCUCAUUUCAAUCCUAAUUUUUCAAAAGGAAAUAGCUAUUUAAUAUCUUUUUGUUACGCAGGGCCAAUUGAUUUUUCAUUUUUUUUAUUGCUAUAAUUAGAUGGUUAAUAAGAUUGAGGUGUUUAUGUAUUGCUGA